Messenger RNA from Styela clava, 2191 nucleotides. RefSeq names its product protein Wnt-5-like. Gene Ontology annotation, biological process: neuron differentiation; canonical Wnt signaling pathway; multicellular organism development. NCBI's taxonomy places the organism in Eukaryota, Metazoa, Chordata, Ascidiacea, Stolidobranchia, Styelidae. Gene Ontology annotation, cellular component: extracellular region. Gene Ontology annotation, molecular function: cytokine activity; frizzled binding. The record is from RefSeq and is a predicted model, not a curated record.
UUAUGUUAAUAUUCAGCCGCUUAUCAUAGACUAAUUUAUCAAAUUGCGGUGUGUUAGGUUUGUUUACAUUUACAAGGCUUCGGGAUUUCUACUUCAAAUCAAAGGAUCGACACCACAGAAUGUCUUUGAUCGCUGUUUACGGGCAUUGGACUAUUGGAUUAGCUGUUUUUAUACUUUCCCUGGCGACCAGAAGCUCAGGACAACUUUGGACUUUGGCAAAUGAAGGAAUCGAAUUAGAAGAAAGUCGUCCUGUUAAAUGUCAUAAUUUACGCGGACUGUCUAGAAAUCAGAGGUCUCUAUGUCACCGAUACAAUGACCAUAUGCCUUACGUAAACAUGGGUGCACGGAACGGCUUGGCAGAAUGCAAACAUCAAAUGCAAGAAAGUAGAUGGAAUUGUAGCACAUCACCUGAAACGAAUCCAGAAAAAUCCAUUACAGUUGGGAGCAAAGAAGUUGCCUUUUCCUACGCCAUCACGUCAGCUGGAGUUGUUCAUGCAAUUGCAAGAGCGUGCAAGAACGGAGAACUCAAAGCUUGUGGUUGCAGUAAGCACAGUCGGCCCGAUGGACUAUCUAACGAUUGGUCUUGGGGAGGGUGUGGCGACGACACAGACUACGCCUAUGGUUUUGCACAUGAAUUCAUAGAUGCACGUGAAAGAGAAAGUCAAUCACCACAGGAUAAGAAGACAAAAUCCCGCCGGACAAUGAAUAUACAUAACAAUGAAGCUGGACGAGUGAGUGUUGUCAGAGCCACGAGACCUACUUGCAAAUGCCAUGGAGUGUCUGGUUCUUGCAGUUUAAAAACUUGCUGGAUGCAAGUACCUGACUUCAGAGAUGUCGGUGAUAGGUUACGACAAAGAUACCAAGGUGCCGUGGAGAUGAAAGUCACUCAUCGUGGACAACUCAAAACAAGAUGGGGAAAUAUAGCAUCACCAACCAUUGUCGACCUCGUAUUUCUAGACUCCUCGCCAGAUUAUUGCAACCCAAAUCCAAAAAUGGGGGUCAUGGGUACUUCUGGUCGUGAGUGUAACAAAGACUCAACUGGAAUGGACGGAUGCGGACUUAUGUGUUGCGGACGCGGUUUCGUGACACGCGAAGUUGAAACCGUCAAGCCUUGUCAUUGCAAAUUCCAGUGGUGCUGUUAUGUAAAAUGCCAGCAAUGUACGGAAACAGUGCUCAAACACAUUUGCAAUUGAGGUUUUUGUUUGGUAUUAACUACUCUGCACUAGUGUUCCAUGUAGGCACAAAUGCCUCCUGAUAAAUGAAGCCGUAUUGUGGCGUUGCACGUCCGAAGUUUAGAAUCCGAGAAAAUACAAGGUGUAGGAAAAGAAUAUUUCUUGUAAAUAAGAACGUCCUCCAAGCACACAGAAAAAAUGGACAACAGUAUAAACACUGCUAUUCAAAUAAGUGAAAUGCAGAUGUAUAGAAACUACAAAAAUGAUGUUAACCUCAAACUGUCUUUUCUCAUACGUGACUGUUUAUUGGUCAUUCCGGUACAUCAUCUAUUUAACUUUGUUUUAUUGAUUUUUAUUUUUAUCCGUGUUUUACCAAAUUUUGCACUUCAGUCUAAGCAUUUUCUCAAAAAGCGUUUUAAGAAUAAAUAUGUGUUAUGUAAAAUUUGAUCUGGACUGCCUUUGAAAUUUUUCUGUCUAAUUACAGUUGCCUGCUUUAUUUCACCAAGACAUACAGAAAGCAUGAUCCAAAUACAAGCACAUCAUUAGUUAUCCUCUUAUUUCACAAAUGGGGUUGAAUUAGAUUGCACUUUGUGAUUUGGAGUUUUUGCACGUUUUUUGCACCCGUUAAUCACGAUGAUAAAACCACUGAUAAAACAUUGUUUUCAAUAGCACUCUUUGUACUCCUCCUGCUCCUUCGAUCACCAUUUGCACAUAAGUUUAUUGACAUGACGAAAUAGGGCCUAUUCACAUAAUGUGAAUAAUUACAGUUUAUAGAACCGUAUACUUCUAUUGAAGCGUACAAAUUAAAUCCAAUUACCUUAAAAUUGCCAAUAAUUUCCUUUCAUUCAACACAUUAGCUAAACCCGCUACGAUGUCAACUUUAUGAUUUACUUUUGAGUGUUGGUUUAUCUUCGCAUUUGUAUUGCUGUUUAUUUUGAUUGCUUUUUGAUUAUUGUUGCUCGCUUUUACUAUAUUUUAUAUUUAUGAAACUUGUUCGCAAAUAAACUGCCAAAACAUCA